Messenger RNA from Spodoptera exigua (beet armyworm), 2071 nucleotides. The record is from the annotation of a GenBank genome assembly. NCBI's taxonomy places the organism in Eukaryota, Metazoa, Arthropoda, Insecta, Lepidoptera, Noctuidae.
AAACAAGGUGUCAAAUUGUCCGUCAUCAUCAACAGAAGUCUGUUUGUUGUUUUUUUAUUAUUUAUUAAAUUCACGUAGAAUGUUAAUACUAAUAAAUAAUAUUUAAAACCUAUAAGCCAUAAUGUUCGACAUAACUGUUUUAUGUCGCGGCUGUAUGAAGGACAAUGUAAGUUUAGUGAACUUAUAUGAAACAGUUCAAGUUGAGGAGGACAGCCUUCAAUUAGCUGAAUUAUUAGUGCAGUGUACUCCAGCAGAGGUCUCCAAGGAGGAUGGGUUACCACAGAACCUUUGUGAUGAUUGUGUCAAGGUGUUACAAGUUGCAUACACCUUCCGUUCACAGGUGAUAAAGUCCCAAGAAGAGUUAAAAAAGAUUCUUCAAACAAAUAUAAAAACAGAACCACUAGAUGUUAGUCUUAAGACCGAAGAUAAUGUACCAGAUUAUUUUGAUACAUUUGAUGAUUUCAAUUUUGAUCAUGAUAUCUCAAAAACAGAGCUUGAAAGUAUAAUUUAUACAUGUAAUAAAUGCAGUAAACAAUUUACUAAACACAAUAAAUAUUUAAAACAUUUAGCAGCUCAUGAGAAUUUAUCCUUAGAGUGUAGUAUUUGUAGAAAAUUAUUUGGGAAUCAGGCACUUUUAGAUAAGCAUAAAGCUAAGCACGAGAAAACAAUGUGUUUGAUUUGUAAUAAACAAUUUGAGAAGGAAACAAAGUUACUGGAACAUAUGGUGGAGCACACGGAAGGAUUUGAUAUAAAAGUUGAAGGUGAGGUGCGAGUGAACAUGUUACGAUGUAAUGAAUGUAAUAUAACAUUUACAAAAGCAAGAUCAUUAGCAAGCCAUAUGAAAAAGCAUAAAAACAAGGAUAAGCAGACAGAAUUUGUAUGUGAUAAUUGUGGUAAAACAUUUCUCAAAAAGUGUAUAUUAAAAAGACACUUGUCUAUGCAUGAAAAGAAGCACAAAUGUGAUGAGUGUCCGAAAUCAUUUGGGAGACGAGAUCAGCUGGUGGCUCAUACAUAUAGUCAUAAAGAUAAGAAGCCGUAUGUAUGUUCCUACUGUAAGAAAGGUUUCUCCCAAAUGUGCAACCUUAAGGACCAUGUCCGCACCCAUACGAAGGAGACUCCGUACUUGUGUUCAGAGUGUGGGAAAGGCUUCGCUAACAACUCCAAUCUCCGCCAGCAUAUGAUGAGACAUACUGGAAUUAAACCGUUUGCCUGUAACCAGUGUCCUAAAACAUUUUGUACUAAAGGUCAGAUGACGUCGCAUUUGACGACGCACACGGACGCGCACCCAUACAAGUGCGCCGAGUGUGGCGCCACCUUUACCAAACAGAACUCGCUGAAGAAACAUUCCCUUAUACAUCUCGCUGUACGACCGUUUGCCUGCGAAACUUGUAAUAUGAGGUUUACAUGCAAAGACCACUUGAAGCGUCACAACAGGAUACACACGGGCGAGAAGCCUUACAAGUGUAACUACUGCGAGCGAGCCUUCUCCCAGAGCAACGACCUGGUCAAGCAUACUCGCCAACAUGUUGGACAGAAUAUUUACCAAUGCACAAUAUGCAGCGCAAGGUUCCGUCUAGUAUCUGAACUGAAACACCACUACCCAGUCCACUUCGCGAACGGUAAGAGUGAGGGGGAACAAAAUAACCCCAAAAGUGACCCCAAAGACCCCACAACGACCCCAGCCGACGACAAAUUCUCCAAAGAACUAAGCUUGCUAGAAAUGAAAACACAAACAGAUUACAACGGACUUAUGAACUUUAAGGAUGAAAAAGAAUUGCCACAAUUAAAACCACAAGAGCUUCCGAUUUUAACUCUUAAACCACCUGAGAAUAAGGACGAUAAUAACGUAAUAGAUUCAAAUAAAAUCGUAAUUACUAUAAACGAAGAUACGAACGGUAUUGUCAACGGAAUCACAAUUAAGCUGCCCAAAGAAAGCUGAGUUAAAAGGUUUGUGAUUUAGAAUCUUAGUGCAACGUUAUAAAGUUCAUUUUCUCACUGUCAUUUUUUAUUGAAGAUGUUUUUAUUAAAUGUAGUUGAUAAAGCAUCUUAUACUGUGAGUGAAUAGAGUUCA